This is a messenger RNA of Acomys russatus (golden spiny mouse), 3538 nucleotides long. It is a transcript of the gene Ppp1r12b, whose product is annotated as protein phosphatase 1 regulatory subunit 12B. The transcript has 25 exons. Gene Ontology annotation, molecular function: phosphatase regulator activity; protein kinase binding; enzyme inhibitor activity. Bases 159 to 3287 code for a protein of 1042 amino acids. Gene Ontology annotation, biological process: signal transduction. NCBI's taxonomy places the organism in Eukaryota, Metazoa, Chordata, Mammalia, Rodentia, Muridae. Gene Ontology annotation, cellular component: A band; Z disc; cytoplasm. The record is from RefSeq and is a predicted model, not a curated record.
GUGGGCGGUGCCAGUAGCGGGAGGAGUAAAGAUGGAGGCGCGGGGGCCUCCGCCUUCAUUUCCCAGCUGAAGCCCUCCGAGGGAGGCGGCGGCGGCCACCCAAGGCUACCAGCAGUCUGGUGGUGAUAGUUUUGGCAGCAGCUGCGGAGCCUCGAGCCAUGGCGGAGCUGGAACACCUGGGAGGGAAGCGGGCUGAGUCGGCGCGAGCGCGGCGGGCUGAGCAGCUGCGGCGCUGGCGGGGCUCACUGACAGAACAGGAGCCCGCGGAGCGACAGGGCGCGGGGCGGCAGCUGCAGACAAGACGCGGGAGCCCCAGGGUCCGCUUCGAGGAUGGUGCGGUCUUUCUGGCUGCUUGCUCCAGCGGGGACACGGACGAGGUGAAAAAGCUUCUGGCAAGAGGUGCGGACAUCAACACGGUCAACGUGGACGGCUUGACAGCCUUGCACCAGGCCUGUAUUGAUGAAAACUUGGACAUGGUGAAGUUUCUGGUGGAGAACAGAGCCAAUGUAAACCAGCAAGACAACGAGGGCUGGACGCCCCUUCAUGCAGCAGCUUCCUGUGGCUAUCUCAACAUCGCAGAAUAUUUUAUUAGCCAUGGAGCCAGUGUGGGUAUCGUGAACAGUGAAGGCGAAGUUCCUUCUGACCUUGCAGAAGAGCCAGCAAUGAAAGAUCUUCUUCUGGAACAAGUAAAGAAGCAAGGAGUUGAUCUAGAACAGUCAAGAAAGGAAGAAGAGCAACAGAUGCUGCAGGAUGCCCGCCAGUGGCUCAACAGCGGGAAGAUAGAAGAUGUGAGGCAGGCUCGCUCAGGGGCCACAGCCUUGCAUGUCGCUGCUGCCAAGGGUUACUCUGAGGUCCUCAGACUUCUAAUUCAGGCUGGCUAUGAACUCGAUGUUCAGGACCAUGAUGGCUGGACUCCUCUUCAUGCUGCUGCGCACUGGGGAGUGAAAGAGGCUUGUUCCAUCCUGGCAGAGGCACUCUGCGACAUGGAUAUCCGGAACAAACUGGGCCAGACACCAUUUGAUGUGGCUGACGAAGGUCUUGUGGAGCACUUGGAGAUGCUUCAGAAGAAGCAAAAUGUGCUUCGAAGUGAAAAGGAGACACGGAAUAAACUCAUUGAAUCAGACCUGAAUAGCAAGUUUCAAAGUGGGCUCUUCAAGAACAAAGAAAAAAUGCUUUAUGAGGAAGAGGUCCCCAAGUCCCAAGAAACAGAGGAAGAAAACAAAGAAUCCAGCAGCUCCAGCUCAGAGGAAGAGGAAGGGGAAGAUGAAGUUUCCGAGUCAGAAACCGAGAAGGAGGCAGAUAAAAAGCCAGAAGCUGCUGUCAACCAUUCCAACUCUGAAAGCAGGAGUCGUGUCAUGGAGCAGAUCCCAGCCCCGGCUCAGAGCACCUUCACUGCCUCUUCUGCCAGGAGAUUGUCCAGUCUUUUCAACAAGACAGAAGAGCCCAAGGACGAAUCUCCUUCUUCGUGGAGACUGGGACUCAGGAAAACUGGCAGUCACAAUAUGCUGAGUGAAGUGGCCAAUUCCAGGGACGCCGUUAGGGACCGAGGUUCUUCCAUCUACCGUUCCUCAUCAAGCCCUCGGAUCUCUGCUUUGCUGGAUGGCAAGGAUAAGGAAAAAGAAAACAAAAGCUAUUUUAGUACGCUAGCACCCCGGCGGCUCAGCAGCACAAGUGACAUUGAAGAGAAGGAGAACAGAGAGUCAGCUGUUAAUCUAGUGAGAAGUGGCUCCCACACCAGGCAGCUAUGGAGGGAUGAAGCAAAGGGAAGUGAAACCCCGCAGACAGCUGCUCCUCCCACCUAUGUGUCAACAUACUUGAAAAGUGCUUCAUUUGGUAAAAGUAGUGACCCCACCAGUCCCUACAUUUCAGCCAAUCGCAAUUCAUCUCCUGCUACCUCACCCAUUACCAUUGGUUCAUCUACCUCUCGGGGCAGCCAGUGGCAACCUGCCUCUUCUUGCCCUGCACCAGUCAGUACAAACACUACUGCACCUGUGCAACAUGUCAGGACUCCUUACAAAUCCCAGGCUGACUCGGCAGCAGAAAAGACAACAGACAGUGUCUCUUCCAGUACUCCACUGUGUGUGAUCACCAACCGCCCUGCACCAAGCACUGCCAAUGGGGUUCCAGCUGCCACAGUGUUCUCCUCCACUGGAAUAGACUCCUCUGUGGAAGGCCGAGAGAAGAGAAGGUCUUACCUGACUCCUGUGCGGGAUGAGGAGGCAGAGUCUUUACGGAAAGCGCGCUCCAGACAAGCUCGGCAGACGCGAAGGUCUACUCAAGGUGUUACCCUAACAGACCUUCAAGAAGCAGAAAAGACUUUCAGCCGGUCGAGGGCAGAGAGGCAAGCUCAGGAGCAGCCUGGUGAGAAGCUUGAAGAUCCUGGCGGGCUUGAAGGGAGCACCAAGAAGCAGGAGCCAUCAGCAGCCCCAACAAAGGAAGCUGAGGCAGGCCAGCCACCAUGGGGCAGGAGUCUGGAUGAAGAGCCUAUCUAUCAUCGCCUAAGGAGUCCAACCCAACCAGACAAACCCCCAACACCAGUGUCUCCUUCUACAUCAAGACCCUCACUCUACACGAGUUCUCACUUACUGCGGACAAGCAGAGCUUCAGUCCCUGAUUCUGAGAACUCAGAGGCCACCACAAACACCACAGCUGCAAAGGAAAUGGACAAGAGUGAGAAAGAAGAAGCUGAUUUGGAUGAUCAGUCCUCUAACAGGCUGUCGAUCCGAGAGAGGAGGCGACCUAAGGACCGGCGAAGAGGCACGGGCAUUAACUUCUGGACAAAGGACGAGGAUGAAACAGAUGCCUCUGAAGAGGUCAAAGAAGCAUGGCAUGAAAGACUUUCUAGGUUGGAGUCAGGAGGCAGUAACCCGACCAGCAGCGAUUCUUACAGUGACCGAGCCUCAGCAAGAGCCCGUCGGGAGGCCAGGGAAGCUCGUCUGGCCAGCCUGACCAGCCGAGUAGAAGAGGACAGCAACAGGGAUUAUAAAAAACUCUACGAGAGUGCCCUGACUGAAAACCAAAAACUGAAAACAAAACUUCAGGAGGCCCAGCUGGAGCUUGCCGACAUAAAAUCCAAGCUUGAGAAGAUGGCCCAGCAGAAGCAAGAGAAGACCUCUGACCGGUCCUCGGUGCUGGAGAUGGAGAAACGGGAGAGGCGAGCGUUGGAACGGAAAAUGUCGGAAAUGGAAGAAGAGAUGAAGGUGUUAACAGAACUGAAAUCCGACAAUCAGAGGCUGAAAGAUGAAAAUGGUGCCCUCAUCAGAGUCAUCAGCAAACUGUCCAAAUAAUGAGGUCAGAUCUGGGAUGAGGCGACAGCACUUGCUGCCUGCCCUUCGUUUCCAGCUAUGGCCUUGUGGCCAAAAGAAGUGAAUGUUUCAGAAGAAGGUCAUCUCCUUCUGAUGCUCCCCAGUCACCUGCUCUGCACUGUACAUGUUCUCUGCACACUCAAUGCCCCAUCGCCCCUGCACCUCUAUCCCAAGUCUUAUGACAGUUUUAACUGAAGCGUGAUUGUGACCAUUUCAAGCAAUCUGGAGAAAGC